Messenger RNA from Mizuhopecten yessoensis (Yesso scallop), 2172 nucleotides. Its product is annotated as neuromedin-U receptor 2-like. Gene Ontology annotation, molecular function: G protein-coupled receptor activity. Bases 776 to 1885 code for a protein of 369 amino acids. NCBI's taxonomy places the organism in Eukaryota, Metazoa, Mollusca, Bivalvia, Pectinida, Pectinidae. The record is from RefSeq and is a predicted model, not a curated record. Gene Ontology annotation, cellular component: plasma membrane. Gene Ontology annotation, biological process: G protein-coupled receptor signaling pathway. The transcript has 3 exons.
CUGAAAGUAACUGAAUCUACAACAACUGAAGAGGGAAAGAGUUUUAGAGUUCCACAAUUUCAGGACGCCAUGACAACGAACCCGAAUGGAAAUAUCGUCUACACCGCGACAUACAUGGGAUUCGUGAUGUCAAAUUAAGGUUCCACGUGUGAGGCUGAGCUCAUAUUCUGUUGCAUUAUUCUUUGGACACGACGACGCUAUCUUACAGAUCGAUUAAUUCCAACAAUAGAGUGACGUCAUUAAGAAGUUUACGGAACGACGGGUUUCCUUCAAUGCUACCACAUCAAUAUUGAUAGCGGCCACGCCCACCAACAAGACAAUUAUGGAUUGAUUUGACGUGAUGCAGUAAAACGCUUAUACUUCUCUUAUUUGCAAGGAGAGUCUUAUUGCAAAUUCCUGUUCAAUAUAACAACUUCAACUGUAUAUCAGCGUUUGGACCGAAUGAAGGAAUUACUUAAACCCAGGAAUAUUCAAACAUUUAAAAUCUGUAAUUGACAACGCGAUCAAUGUCACGACGUCAGUUCUCCAAAUACCAAUCAGAGUUCGUUCUUAAAGGUGAAUAGUCGAACAUAAAUAACUAUUCUACAACAAUUAGUAAAUCCGUACCAUAAAUAUUUAACAUAUCAUAGCAAAGUUGUAAGAGUCGGCGUGACCAACACAUUCUAAAUUCAGGAGGUCCCAUAACACGAAAACGUCAGCAAUAUUUUGAUUAUAAAAAAGUACACCAAUACCAAAACCAUAACAGAUUCGCAGAAUUUAAGUCCGAAAACCCAAAAUGAACAGAUCAGCUAACGAUAUUGUAAAUAAUACAAUGAUAGAAGCAGACUCAAUUCAAAUAAACAGCCUCUUUCCAAUACUUUUUCAAACGAACGAUCCCUACGUCAUAACCCUACACAAAUACAUAAUGCCGAUUUUAGCAGGCUUUGUCUUCAUCUGCAAUUCUUUGACCAUUGCAGUUUUCUGGAAAAUUAAAUUGAGAAACCCCACCCACAUGUUACUGCUUAGUAUCUGUUUGUGUGAUAUGCUCGGUUCCUUUUCGUUCGGGGUUAUCGACGUCUAUGUGUUUUAUUUCGAAGACCACCGUGAUUAUCUCCCUUAUAGAAUAUGUGAACUCUAUACAUUCUUGUAUAAUUUUUUACCAGUGUUUUUUCAUUACUCUUCGACUUAUUUAACCGUUGGACUGGCUAUUGAACGGUAUAUAUGCGUCGUGUAUCCGUUUCGAGCUAAACUGAUAUGCUCUAAAAAGCAUACGUUGAUAUUCAUCCUAUUUUCUGUUCUUUGUUCAGGUGUGUAUCUUACAUUUCAAAUUUAUUCACAUACGUACUAUGCUAACGAAACUAGUUCGUUCUAUCUUACAAACGUAACAGUACAGGCUUGUAGUAUCGAAGUGUCAAACUUCACGUUAUGGUACCUACAUCCGAUUCUCUUUAUACUUCUCCCUCUAGUUAUUCUAAUUUGUAUCGAACCGGCCAUUCUUAAAACAUUAAAAAGGUCCAACUCCUUGAGGACCGCGUCAUCACUCUCUGUGCACAAAUCAUCCCGAAAUCUCUCGGUGAUCACCAUUUGGGUGGUCUUUAUUUUUAUCGUUUGCGAAGUGCCCAUCUUGUUUUACGUCAGCGCUACGUUUGUUUGCCUUGAAUUAGGGUUUUGUUCAUUCUUACUGACGUCAUCGUGGAUGAUUUACACACAUUACACGGUAACCAUUACUGCCUCUGGUCAACUGUUUAAUUUCAUCAUUUAUAUAACAUGCAAUAGACGCUUCAGACGAGCAUUCGGGGAAAUAUUGACAGGUCGCCGAUACCUACUGCAGAGACGUUUCACAGCGGAAAUUUUCUUUCGCGAGACACAACUGUUACGUUCAAGUCGCAGCACUUCUCUUCGAUAAUUUUGUGGUAGAAUAUAUGACUCAUGUGUCACCAGGCAAUACACUUUUAUAUGUUUGCAUUUAUUUAUUACUUAAAAAGCAGACGACAUACUUGAUUUAGUCUCGUUCAACCAGACGUUUGUUGUCUGCGCAAGCUACUCCGAACAGAGACAAGUGAUCAAGCGUCUGGUUGAACGAGACUAUACUUGAUUUGGUUUUUAGGCGCAAUAUCAACCGCAGAACGGAUCUAAAUCCGGAUAAUUUUUACGAGCUUUGACGUCAUGGGUUAUGAUGGUGAGGUCAAAAUC